Peromyscus maniculatus bairdii (prairie deer mouse) is the source of this 949-nucleotide messenger RNA. The record is from RefSeq and is a predicted model, not a curated record. Lineage: Eukaryota; Metazoa; Chordata; Mammalia; Rodentia; Cricetidae.
AUGGCCUCCGAUUUGGGAGCAUUUGUGGGUCAAGAGGAGGGACUGCUUAAGAGCCUUGGAGCCCCGGAUGUCAGAGCUUUGGGGGACAAGCAGGAUUGCUUGGGGCCCCGGUGGAGCUUCCCGACUUACCUCCUUUCUUUGUCUUUUUCAGGGGUUGGCAAAACAACCUUGAUCCAGAAAGCCAGCGAGGUCCUGCAGUCCUCCGGGGUGCCCGUAGAUGGAUUUUACACCCAAGAAGUCAGGCAGGGCGGGAGGAGGAUCGGAUUUGAUGUCGUCACCCUGUCUGGCUCUCGGGGGCCUCUGUCCAGAGUUGGGUCACAGCCUCCAUCUGGAAAGCCUGAGUGCCGAGUUGGGCAGUAUGUGGUGGACCUGGCUUCUUUUGAGCAGUUGGCACUACCUGUCCUAAGAAAUGCAGGUCCCAGCGGCGGCCCCAGGCACCGUGUGUGCAUCAUUGAUGAGAUUGGGAAGAUGGAGCUCUUCAGCCAGCCUUUCAUUCAGGCAGUCCGCCAGACGCUGUCCACACCGGGCACUGUUGUCCUUGGCACCAUCCCAGUCCCCAAAGGGAAGCCACUGGCCCUGGUGGAGGAGAUCAGGAACAGGCGUGACGUGAAGGUGUUCAGUGUCACUAAGGAGAACCGAAAUAGCCUCCUGCCGGAUAUUGUGACCUGCGUGCAGAGCAGCAGGACCUGAAGCAGCAGGCGACCGGGUCCAGCUCUGCCUGCUGGUUACCCAGGUUUGCUACCUCCCUGUCAAUGGGCCUUGUGCCCUCUGUCCAAGAGAGCUGGGCAGCUGCUUUCUACAAAAUGUGGGUGAGAUCAGAAUUAGCCCAGUGCCUGCUGGGCCGUGCACAGUGAACAGUGCACUGUGUCUUAUGUAUGCUCAAGGGUUCUGUCUAUUUCCUUUUGCAGCUGUGCGUGUGAUUUGAGUAAAUUCGAAGUGAACGUGUCAA